Molecule: messenger RNA, 456 nt
Organism: Clunio marinus
Lineage: Eukaryota; Metazoa; Arthropoda; Insecta; Diptera; Chironomidae
Source: the annotation of a GenBank genome assembly
AUGAACAUUGACUUCGAUAAAAAUAUUACAAAUAUUUCAUUCGCACUUGGAAAUGACGGCGUUCAUGCAACAGUUUUGAAUGUCACAUUCGAGAACUUUGGCGAUUUGACGAAAAUAAAACUUUACGUUGGAGUUAGCUUUCCAGAAAACAGCAAUGAUCAAUCAUAUAAACGAGAAUUCUUCAGAACAGCUCUUGAUCUUGAGAAAAUGUCAAGUGGAGUUUAUGGCAACUCAAUAGUCGAGAUGAUUACUCGAAAUAUUUUCAAAACAAGUAACAUUACAAUGCCCUUAAAAAAGGGCCAUUUUGGAUUUUGGAAUUUUUCUUUUCCAGACAAUUUUCUUCCUUCUGGGUCACCUUCUAAAGCGUGUAUUAAAAUUCGAGUGGUUGGAAAGUUUAAGAACAAAAAGACAUCUUUCGUUGCCAGUGUUUGGGAAAUUUUCAUUAAAAGAGUUUGA